Arvicanthis niloticus (Nile rat) is the source of this 960-nucleotide messenger RNA. Its product is annotated as taste receptor type 2 member 117-like. Gene Ontology annotation, molecular function: G protein-coupled receptor activity; bitter taste receptor activity. Lineage: Eukaryota; Metazoa; Chordata; Mammalia; Rodentia; Muridae. The record is from RefSeq and is a predicted model, not a curated record. Gene Ontology annotation, cellular component: membrane. Gene Ontology annotation, biological process: G protein-coupled receptor signaling pathway; detection of chemical stimulus involved in sensory perception of bitter taste; sensory perception of taste.
AUGCACUAUCUUUGGAAGACAAUAUUUGUUAUCUUCCAGAGCACACUUGUAACCAUUUUAUUCAUCGAAUUAAUAAUUGGAAUUAUAGGAAAUGGGUUCAUGGCCCUGGUGCACUGCAUGGACUGGGUUAAGAGAAAGAGAAUGUCAUUAGGUAAUCAAAUCCUCACCGCUUUGGCAAUCUCCAGAAUGUUUCAUCUCUGUUUAUUGUUUAUAAAUUUAGUUAUCUUCUUUUCAUAUCCAGAUUCAACUAUGACUUCAAGAAUGAUACAUCUCACGAAUAAUGUUUGGAUUAUAGUCAACCAUAUCAGCAUCUGGCUUGCUACAUGCCUCAGUGUCCUUUAUUUUCUCAAGAUAUCCAAUUUUGCUAACUCUCUUUUCCUUUAUCUAAAGUGGCGAGUUGAAAAGGUAGUUUUAGUCACACUGUUAGUGUCAUUGGUCCUCUUGAUUUUAAAUAUUACACUAAUGAACUUAGAAAUUAACAUAUGUAUAAAUAAAUAUAAUAAAAACAUAUCUUGCAGCUUCAGUUCUCAUUACAAGCAAAAGUGUCAUAGGCAGAUGUUAAACAUUCACAUUAUUUUCUUGUCUGCCCCCUUUGUUUUGUCCCUGUCAACUUUUCUCCUGCUCAUCUUCUCCCUGUGGACACAUCACAAGAAUAUGCAGCAGCAUGUUCAGGGAAGCAGAGAUGCCAGCACAAUGGCUCACUUCAAAGCCUUGCAAAGUGUGAUUGUAUUUUUCCUACUAUACUUCGUUUUUAUUCUGUCUGUCUUAAUUCAAAUUUGGAACCAUGAAUUACUGAAGAAAAAUAUUUUCAAUGUAUUUUGUCAUGUUAUAUCUAUAGCUUUUCCUUCAUUCCAUUCAUAUGUCUUGAUUCUAGGUGACAUGAAGCUGAGACAGGCCUGUCUCUCUGUAUUGUGGUGGCUGAAAAUCAGGCGAAACUAUGUAGAAACUAUAGAUCUCUAA